Messenger RNA from Solanum pennellii, 607 nucleotides. RefSeq lists its product as uncharacterized. The record is from RefSeq and is a predicted model, not a curated record. Bases 89 to 541 code for a protein of 150 amino acids. The transcript has 2 exons. Lineage: Eukaryota; Viridiplantae; Streptophyta; Magnoliopsida; Solanales; Solanaceae.
UACACUUUCAACUCUCAUUCUCUUCUUCAAUGGCAAUUCUCUCUGCAAUAUGGCGAUUUGACCGUUACAGAAGCACCGGAAUAAGGCCAUGAAGAUGGAUCUUCAACGUCCAGAUUCUCAAUUUCCCUAUUCCUUUCUCAAUUCAGGUUUGCGGAGGCGGACCAAUAUGCGUGGGAUCUUCUAUAGAUUCUUAUCGUCCUCCUCUUCAAGCUCCAGACCUUCAGCAGCCAGAAGCCUUCUAAUGACUCUUUUCUUUUCUUCCUCUGCUUUUCGCCGCAUUAUGUCUCUUUUCCUUAAGACAAGUGUAUGUCGCUUUAACGUAUUAUUAAAAUUCUCCACAGAAGCCUUUCUCUCAUUAGCAAUGAUUCGUCUUUCUUCUAAAAAAAGAUCAGUGGGAUACGGUCGGCAUGAAAGUGAUAAUUGCAUAACUUUGCAAGGACAACCCAUAUGCGUCAACUUAACAAGAUUUUUCAAUCAGUGUAUCCCUUUCUGUGGCUUCAAUCUGCAUUCUGAUUAUUCACUAAAUGAAAAUGUGUUGUAGAACUGCUAUAUUUAUACCUUUUCUUUAUUAAGUAUUCACCAAACCUAAUUGUUUUAUCCCUCUUUU